This is a messenger RNA of Xenopus tropicalis (tropical clawed frog), 1281 nucleotides long. RefSeq names its product glyoxylate reductase/hydroxypyruvate reductase, gene 2 (gene grhpr.2). Bases 42 to 1028 code for a protein of 328 amino acids. The transcript is spliced from 9 exons. Lineage: Eukaryota; Metazoa; Chordata; Amphibia; Anura; Pipidae. The record is from RefSeq and is marked provisional. Gene Ontology annotation, molecular function: NAD binding; oxidoreductase activity, acting on the CH-OH group of donors, NAD or NADP as acceptor.
CUGUUUUGAAGUUGCCAGGUGCAAGUGUGUAAGAUCAGGCAAUGGAGGGAACACAGCAGCACAUGAAGGUGUUUGUGACCAGAAGGAUACCACCGGAAGGGCAGAAACUGUUGUCCCAGGCUGGCAUCAAUGUUCAGCAGUGGGACUCGGAUGAAGUUAUUCCAAGGGAAGAGCUGCUUAAAGGCAUUGAAGGAGCCCACGGACUGCUUUGCUUAUUAACUGACACAAUUGAUAAAGGUGUUAUGGAUGCAGCAGGUCCUAACCUAAAGGUUAUCAGUACACUGUCUGUGGGCUUCGACCACCUGGCAACGGAUGAAAUUAAAAGGCGUGGAAUUAAGGUUGGAGCUACUCCAGAUGUUUCAACUGAUGCCACAGCAGAGCUUGCUGUUACCUUACUGCUAACAACCUGCCGACGGCUGCCAGAGGCUAUAGAGGAGGUUAGGAAUGGAGGAUGGAAAACCUGGGCGCCGAUGUGGAUGUGCGGUUAUGGACUGUCUGACAGCACUGUUGGUGUAAUUGGCCUGGGAAGAAUAGGUUUGGCCAUUGCCCAGCGUCUCAAACCAUUUGGUGUAAAAAGGUUUUUAUAUACCGGAAUCCCUCCAUGUCUUAAAAGUGUAGAAGAACUUAAAGCAGAACUAGUGUCCACUGAGAAACUUGCUGAGGAAUCAGACUUUGUGCUUGUGUCCUGCCCUUUAACACCAGAGACUGUUGGACUUUGCAACAAAGAUUUUUUUCAAAGGAUGAAGAAGACGGCUGUUUUUAUCAACACAAGUCGAGGCCCUGUUGUAAACCAGGAAGAUCUUUACCAGGCCCUAGUGAGUGGGCAGAUUGCUGCUGCUGGGCUGGACGUGACUACCCCAGAACCUCUUCCAACAGACCACCCACUCCUCACCCUGAAGAACUGUGUGAUCUUGCCUCACAUUGGGAGUGCCACACAUGGUGCCAGAAAUGCCAUGUCAGUACUUGCUGUAAAAAACCUGUUGAAAGGCCUAGCCGGAGAAGUGAUGCCCGGUGGACUUGAAUUGUGAAUAAGUUUCUGAGCCAUGGUCAGAAGUGUGGAAUAUAUCAAGUGGAAUAUAUCAAGCAGCAUGACAUCUAAUGGAAAGAAGCUCGCUGUAACUAUUCACUAACGGAGAUUGUGUUUAGUCAUUCUAAAUUUUGACUGUCCUGGCUUCUGUUCUGUAAACCAGAAGGUGACAUGAUCCUGUUUCUAAUUCAAAAACCCCUUUAAUGUACAACUGUUUUCAGGGAAACAUUAAAGUAUGUUCAUGCAGACAAAAA